CAUCAACAACAUCAUUCCAACACACUCUGCAUUUGCAUUUCAAUCCAAGCCAAAAAACCAGCACCAUGCGUCUUACUCUUACGACCUCUUUUACGCUGCUUGCAGCAGUGACCGCAGCCAGCCAAGUCGGAUACGGCGGUGAGCGCGCGGAAGACAACAACCAGGCAGCGCUGGCUAAGCGCAUGAUGAUUCUGCAGGAAUGUAGCAUCACAGGCUGCUGGCGCGACAAGCCAGACCUUAUCCAGUGGAACCGCCCGACGCGCCAGCCAGUGAAGUCCAAGAACUCCAAGAAGCACUCGAGCAAGGCCAAGCGUCUGAUAACCACGCAGGAUUGUCCCACGACCGGAUGCGACGGAUUUCCGCCAAAGUUCUCCACCCAGUGGAGGUGGCCGAAGAGAAAGCCCUCGAAGACCAAGAAGCACUCGAGCAAGGCCAAGCGCAGUGGACAAGUAGAUUACCAGGAUGUGGAUGACUUUGCGCAGGAGGGGUUCGGCGGUGACGACGAGUACAACCAGCGCAUUGGGCGGACACUGGGCAUGAUCUUCGGACGGCUGAUCAACCGAGGAUUUGUUAACAACUAGAAUCAAGAAAACGUGACCUGUGAUUAAGAAAUAAAAGCCAAUUGGCAGCAUGAACGCUC
Molecule: messenger RNA, 640 nt
Organism: Linderina pennispora
Lineage: Eukaryota; Fungi; Kickxellomycota; Kickxellomycetes; Kickxellales; Kickxellaceae
Exons: 1
Coding region: 66-581 (171 amino acids)
Source: RefSeq, a predicted model, not a curated record